AAGGUCUGAAAAUGUCUUGAAUUCUGUAAUUUUCCAUAAGGAGGUCUUAAAUUUCAUGUCCGACUCGUCAUUUUUAUUAUUUUUUUUCAACCGCAAUUUGACCAGCGCAACAUUUGGGGGCAGCACUUCGUGGGUACAACCUGCAUCAUUCUAUAGGUGACAUACGAGUAAGUGAUUGAUGGAUGUGUUGCGUUGAUGGUUCGCUACCACGGCAUUUUGCUAUAUCGAAAGCAUGGGCAAAUGUUUGUUUGAUGACAAGUGGUUGGAGGACGAAAAGUAUCGGGGGUGGCUGAAAAAAACAGCCAGUAAUCAUGAAGGGAGGUGUGCUUUGUGUAAAAAGACGAUAAAACUAGGGACAAUGGGCCACAUAGCGCUCGAUUCACACAUGAAAGCAGAGAAGCACAAGAAGUAUGUGUCGUCGCAGGCAAGUAGUUUGCCCAUAAUAACUAUGUUCUCAUCGUGCACUUCGACCACUCAGCCUUCCACAAGCCCGUCCACUUCAAGCAAUGCCUUCAGCAGCUUUGCGAAUGUAGCUACACUUAAGGCCGAAAUACUGUGGGUAUUUCAAACCGUAAGCCGCCACCACUCGUACACCUCAAAUGAGGACAUCCACUUAGUUUUUCAAGCAAUGUUCCCUGACUCAGAGUGUGCGAGUACGUUUACGUGUGGACGGGACAAAACAGCAUAUUUAGCACGAUUUGGUGUUGCCCCAUACCUAAAGAAGGAAUUAAUUUCACGGGCAAACGAGGACACUUUCAUCAUAAUGUUUGAUGAGUCUAUGAACACAGCAACGAAAUCUAAACAGUUGGACUUGCACGUCAGACAUUGGUCAACUGACGAGACCGGCACCCCAAUUGUCAGGUCUCGCUAUCUUGGUUCUCAGUUUUUGGGCCACUCAACGGCAGAAGACUUGCUGGAGCAUUUUAAGGAGGGCACCAAGGAACUUAAUUUAAGGAACAUGCUUUCUGUGUCAAUGGAUGGACCCACAGUAAAUUGGAAAUUCAUGGAUCUCCUACAACUGGAACAUGCGGAACAGUUUGGGGGGAUUCAACUCCAAGUGGUAGGAAGCUGUGGUAUCCACACCCUACACAAUUCAUUUAAAGGUGGAUUUGAAGAGUGGCAUGUAGAAAAGGUGCUGAGAUCACUCCACUAUCUCUUCAAUAAUGCCCCAGCAAGAAGAGAGGAUUUCACAUCUGCAACACUGUCAUCCACAUUCCCCUUAUCCUUCUGUGGCCAUCGUUGGCUCGAAAAUGUGCCUGCUGCAGAGAGGGCCAUUGAAAUUUGGCCCUCUAUUGAGAAAUUUGUUGACCAAGUGUCAACAAAGAAGGUGAAGAACCCAAGAAAUGCAUCGUUCGACACCCUCUCUGAGGCAAGAAAGGAUCCUCUUAUCUGUGCCAAACUCCACUUCUUUGUGUUCAUUGCAAGAGUCUUUCAACCAUUUCUGGAAAAAUAUCAAAAAGAUGCUCCCAUGAUGCCCUUUCUGUGGAAUGACUUGGAGGAUUUGAUAAGGAGCCUUCUCAAACGAUUCAUCAAGCGCGAUGCUUUGCCCUCGAGUCCAUAUAAGCUGGUAAGGCUCGAUGUCACAGACCAGAAGCUUUGGCUUAGCACUAAACAUGUUGACAUUGGCAUGGGUGCAGCAUCUGUUAUCAAGGGACUGUCAGGGGCCAAGGGCAGGGUAAGCGAGCUUGGCGUGCUGCAGUUUAAAAAAGAAUGCCAGAAUGCGCUUUCAAAAAUAUGCAAGAAAGCACUGGAUAAGUGCCCUCUAAAAUAUGCCACUGUCCAUAACAUGAUGUGCCUGGACCCAAGAAAAAUGUAUUCCAGCCCUGACGAAUGCCUACAGAAACUGAAACGCCUCAUUGAGAAGUUUGUGCUGGACAAACAGUUGACAGGCGGGAUAUCUUCUGGUGACGUGAUUUCUCAACAGUUUGAGAAGGCCCUUUCCAAUGAGGCCAAAUCGCUGGAAUUUUCAAACUUCCGGCCCUCAGUGUCCAGGGUUGAUACAUUCCUCUCUCAGAAUCUCAGUUCCUACACUGAUCUGUGGAACUUCUGCAAGAAGUUACUACUCCUCUCACAUGGACAAGCUGAAGUGGAGCGGGGCUUCUCCAUCAACAAAGAAGUGGAGACAUGCAACAUGUCUGAGGAGACAGUUGUUAUUCAAAGGCUCAUCUGCGAUCAAGUGAAAGUUUGUGGGGGGGUGACAAAAGUGCCUCUUACAAAAGAGCUAAUCAGUUACUGUGCAUCAGCACGGAGCCGUUACCGGGCACACUUGGAAGAGGAAAAAAAGAAGAGAGAGACAGAAGAAAACUCCAAGAAAAGAAAAUAUGUCGAAGAAGACCUGAAAGAGCUAAAGAAAAAGAAAAAUUCAAUUAGAGAAAUUUGCAUAUCUUUGGAGAAUGAUGCAGAUAGAAUGGCAGAGCAAGCGGAAAGUUCAGGUGGUAGUAAAAUGGCCACAUUGAUCACAGAAUCCAAUUCUUUGAGGAGACGAGCUAAAGAUAAACAUAAAGAACUAAUUGAGUUGGAUGCAGAAAUUGAAAACAAGAUUGUAGAAUUGACAAAACUGUCAUGAGGGGUUUGAGUUUGAGAACUUAAAAGUUGAAGGUUUACAUGUACCUUUCGUAAUUUAUUUGGAUUAUUUGCUGAAUGUUACUGUCUGGGCCUAGAAAAUCAGUUCCUUUUUUUUGAUCAGCACUGUGGCUUUAUAGGGAAGUCCGAAGCCGUUUCUCUAUGCUGUUUCUUUAUUUCUCUAAGCAUGACUGUUUUCAUGCUAUUCUGUUUGUAUACUGUUAUACAUGUAUAUCUUUGGAUUGCCAGAUUGGCAUUAAUCCCAUUGUUGACCAUAUUGGAAGUUUGAUGUCAUCACAGCACUGAAAGUAGUAGCUGAACAAAGCACCUUUAAAUAAAUUUCUGAUCCUGAUCUUUCCUA
Molecule: messenger RNA, 2923 nt
Organism: Danio rerio (zebrafish)
Lineage: Eukaryota; Metazoa; Chordata; Actinopteri; Cypriniformes; Danionidae
Source: RefSeq, a predicted model, not a curated record